Peromyscus californicus insignis is the source of this 2514-nucleotide messenger RNA. RefSeq names its product septin 10 (gene Septin10). Gene Ontology annotation, cellular component: septin ring; microtubule cytoskeleton; septin complex. The record is from RefSeq and is a predicted model, not a curated record. The transcript has 11 exons. Gene Ontology annotation, molecular function: molecular adaptor activity; GTPase activity; GTP binding. Lineage: Eukaryota; Metazoa; Chordata; Mammalia; Rodentia; Cricetidae. Bases 330 to 1640 code for a protein of 436 amino acids. Gene Ontology annotation, biological process: cytoskeleton-dependent cytokinesis.
UUUUCUUCACGUCCCCUGCUUCUUGGUCCCCUCCCACUUCCCUGCUCACUGGCUUCUCGUCUAAAAACGUCCCGGGGAGCACAGCCGGGAGAGGCUCGCCCGGAGCGCGGGAAACGCCCGGGCCCGUUCCCUGGCACGUUCCCGCAGCCACCGGCCUUGGCCCCGCCCCGGGCCCUCGGCAGAGGCCGCCCCGCCCAUUAACGGCUGCGGCUCGCCCGGCACGCCCCGUGCCCCGCUUGUCACGCCCCGCGGGUCUCUCUCCGAAGCCGCCGGGGACGUGCGUUUGGGUCCGGCCUGAGACCACCGUUCCGCGACGUCUCCCCAGGGCUAUGGCCUGUUUGGACGAGGUGCGGCAGCUGAACAAAGAACAUCCCCGUUCCUUGACUAUGUGUGGCCAUGUUGGUUUUGAAAGUUUACCUGAUCAGCUGGUUGACAGAUCCAUUCAGCAAGGCUUCUGCUUUAAUAUUCUCUGUGUGGGAGAGACUGGAAUUGGAAAGUCAACACUGAUUAACACAUUGUUUAAUACUAAUUUUGAAGAGCUUGAAUCCUCCCAUUUCUGUCCAUGUGUUAGACUUAGAGCGGAGACAUACGAACUCCAGGAAAGUAAUGUUCGCUUGAAACUGACCAUUGUAAAUACAGUGGGAUUCGGUGACCAAAUAAAUAAAGAAGAGAGCUAUCAACCAAUAGUUGAUUACAUAGAUGAUCAGUUUGAAGCCUAUCUCCAAGAAGAGUUGAAGAUCAAGCGUGCUCUUUUUAACUACCACGACUCCCGUAUCCAUGUGUGCCUCUACUUCAUUGCUCCAACAGGCCAUUCUCUAAGGACACUUGACCUCUUGACCAUGAAGAGCCUGGACAGCAAGGUGAACAUUAUACCAUUAAUUGCCAAGGCAGAUACAAUUUCUAAGAGUGAAUUGCAGAAGUUUAAGAUGAAGCUCAUGAGUGAAUUGGUCGUCAAUGGUGUUCAGAUCUAUCAGUUUCCAACAGAUGAUGACACUACUGCCAAGAUCAAUGGUGCAAUGAAUGGACACUUGCCGUUUGCAGUUGUAGGAAGUAUGGAUGAGAUACAGGUUGGAAAUAAGAUGGUCAGAGCUCGCCAGUAUCCGUGGGGUAUUGUGCAAGUGGAAAAUGAACAUCACUGUGACUUUGUAAAGCUGCGGGAAAUGCUGAUUUGCACAAACAUGGAGGAUCUGCGGGAGCAGACCCAUACACGGCACUAUGAGCUUUACCGGCGUUGCAAACUGGAGGAGAUGGGCUUUGCAGACGUGGGCCCAGAGAAAAAGCCCCUCAGCAUGCUAGCUACUGGUCUUCAAGAGACUUAUGAAGCCAAGAGACUCGAAUUCUAUGGUGAACGUCAGAGGAAGGAAGAAGAGAUGAAGCAGAUGUUUGUCCAGCGAGUGAAGGAGAAAGAAGCCAUUUUGAAAGAAGCUGAACGAGAGCUUCAGGCCAAAUUUGAGCAUCUUAAAAGAAUUCACCAGCAAGAGAGGCUAAAACUUGAAGAACAGAGAAGGACUUUGGAGGAAGAGUCAGUUGCUUUCUGUAAGAAGAAAGCUGCCUGCGACCUCUUCCAGAACCAGUCAUUUAUGGCGACAGGCAGCAGCAUUAAGAAGGACAAGGACCGAAAGAACUCCAAUUUUAUGUAAUACAAGAGUUCCAGAGCACAGAUGGUCAUCACAAUCAAAAGUUAUUUGUAUGCUUUGAAAUUUUCCUCUUUUUGCCUUAUCACUGACUCAGUUAUCUAGCAAAGGGCUAAAGUUAGAAAAAUAUUUUCACAUAUAAGGCUGAUCUGCCAGCCAAAGUGUAUAUUUCUCACACAUUUACAGUCAUUCAGAAUCUCUAAGUUGCUGGUUUGCUGUGGAUCUCGGUCUACUUUCCUGCUGCCAAAUUGUCACUUGACUGCAUGUUAUUCUAAACAGCAAAGGGUUAUUGCCAUUAGAACUACAGAACUCCUUCAUAUUAUGGAUAUCUGAUUGUAUUUUCAUUCUAGCUGAACAAACGUUUUUGUUGUAUACUAAACAGAAAACACUGGAGGCAUAUACUUUGGAAUGUAUUACAAAGUUAAAGCUAACAUCAAUAGUAAAAAACUUUAAAAUAUUUGAUACAGUGACUCAAUUAGCAAUAUUCUGAGGUGUCAUGUCAAACUGUGUAACCUUUUGUGCUUCAAUGUGCCUUGUUGUGUAUUGCUUGAUAAAACAAAAUUUUAAAGUUAAAACAUACAUUUAAAGCUGGGUUAUCAUACUAUUUUCUUUAAGAUAUCAUAAAUAUUUUUUAAAAUGCUGCCUUUCAAGGGACUAAGAAAGUUGAAAGAAUAAGAAAGCUGAAAAUUGUAUCAGAGUAUCUGAAUCUUAAAUAUAUUAAAACUUGAUACUUCAUAUUUCAGGAGAUAUUUGCAUUCAGUGCCUUAGUAAUCCUAGAACAAUGUUUUAUCUUUUCUAAUGGUAUACGUAUAUAUGUUUUCAUUCUUUUGUACUUGAAUAUUCUGUAUUCUGAAUAAAAUUGAUAUUCUUGACAAAUCUA